UGUCCCCACCGUGUUCGAGAACUACACGGCGAGCUUCGAGAUCGACAAGCAGCGCAUCGAGCUCAACAUGUGGGACACCUCAGGCUCAGCGUAUUAUGACAACGUCCGCCCCUUGGCCUACCCCGAUUCGGACGCCGUGCUCAUCUGCUUUGACAUCAGCCGCCCAGAGACGCUGGACAGUGUACUCAAGAAGUGGCAAGGGGAGACCCAGGAGUUCUGCCCCAAUGCGAAGAUCGUGCUGGUUGGCUGCAAGCUGGACAUGCGGACAGAUCUGAACAUCCUCCGGGAGCUCUCCAAGCAGCGCCUCAUCCCCAUCACACACGAGCAGGGCAGCACGCUGGCCCGGCAGAUGGGGGCAGUGGCCUACGUGGAAUGCUCCUCCAAGGUCUCCGAGAACAGCGUGCGCGACGUCUUCCACGUGACCACGCUGGCCUCCGUGAACAGGAUGCACAAGAAUCUCAAGCGCAGCAACUCCAAGCGGGGACUGAAGCGGGCGUCUCAGAUGCCCAGCAGGACGGACUUGUUGAAUGACACAGAGAUCAGGAAAGACCGAGCCAAGAGCUGCUCCAUCAUGUGACAAAUGGGCUAUAAAUAAUGUGUGUGUGUGUGUGGUGUUUGUUUUGUACAGUAACGGGCCUAGACAAGGGCCCGGCGCUGGCUGCGGGAGCCAGCCUGCCUUCCCAAGGCUUUUCUUUUAGUCUCUAGGACUGAGAGACGCUAGCUGCAAAUCAGGGUGCAUGUGUCACCCCCCCACCAUGGAGACUUCUGGAUUGGGUGUUGCUGUGCUGACUGCUUGGGAUAAAGGAACCACUCAGCAGAGGAAUAUUCAGGUGCUGGAGAGUCUUUGAUGAAGUGAAGAAAAAGGGAGAGAGAGAGAGAG
Messenger RNA from Terrapene triunguis (Three-toed box turtle), 880 nucleotides. RefSeq names its product Rho family GTPase 2 (gene RND2). NCBI's taxonomy places the organism in Eukaryota, Metazoa, Chordata, Testudines, Emydidae. Bases 68 to 577 code for a protein of 169 amino acids. Gene Ontology annotation, molecular function: GTP binding; GTPase activity. The transcript is spliced from 4 exons. Gene Ontology annotation, biological process: small GTPase-mediated signal transduction. The record is from RefSeq and is a predicted model, not a curated record.